CAGGCGUUGUUUUGUUGUUGAAUUCUAAGUUGCAGUUUGUUUGGACCUCUCACCUCCUCUCUCUCUCUGCAUUUUUGAUCUCUGAGUCUUUCUUCCCCUCCAUUUUCAUCCACCAAAUCCGACAUUUUGGUGACAUUAGAUCGCAUCUCUUCAUUUCUUCAACUACCCAUUUCCAUAAAUUCAGUUUUUGGUAAAGGAGACAAUGUCGGUGCCGCCAUGGCUGGAAUCAUUACUAAGCUCCGCCUUCUUCAGCGUCUGCCAGACACAUGGGGAUGCAGCAAGGGGAGAAUGCAAUAUGUACUGCUUAGACUGCCAGGGAGAUGCAUUUUGUUAUUAUUGUCGGUCAUCAAAACACAAAGAUCAUCAGGUAAUUCAGAUAAGGCGAUCUUCCUACCAUGAUGUAGUGAGGGUUUCGGAGAUUCAAAAGGUUUUGGACAUAAGUGGGGUUCAGACAUAUGUGAUAAACAGUGCCAGAGUUCUGUUUUUGAACGAGCGGCCACAGCCGAAGUCUGGGAAAGGAGUAGCUCAUCUCUGCGAAAUCUGCGGUAGAAGCCUUUUGGAUCCACUUCGUUUUUGUUCAUUGGGAUGUAAGCUUGUAGGAGUGAAGAGACAUGGGAAUGCAAGCUUCACCAUAGAUGGAAGAGGAGAAGAAUUGCGUGAGGGAACACAACAAGACAUUUACCCGUCCACGCCUUCCCCACCGCCUUCAAGUGCAAGGAGAAGAAAAGGCAUUCCUCAUAGGGCACCUUUUGGGUCCUAAAUUUCAAAAGUAUACAAUUUUAUAUAUAUAUAAAGAACUACUCUUAAAUUGGGGGUCUUUGUCCUAAGAAAGGAGAGUGUAGGGUACCCUUUUGGUUAGGGUCUCCAAUAAACAAAAGGGCAAGUAAGUUUCCCUUUGGGGUUUGGGACCCAUACGAGAGAAUUCCCUUCUUGUGAAGGAGUAAUAAUGGUGAAUUUGUUAUUGGUAUAUUAUUGCAAAGGUGUACAUUUAGUUGUACUGAUUAAAUUUAAGUAAAUUUA
Messenger RNA from Rubroshorea leprosula, 1020 nucleotides. The record is from the annotation of a GenBank genome assembly. NCBI's taxonomy places the organism in Eukaryota, Viridiplantae, Streptophyta, Magnoliopsida, Malvales, Dipterocarpaceae.